Molecule: messenger RNA, 330 nt
Organism: Aspergillus pseudoviridinutans
Lineage: Eukaryota; Fungi; Ascomycota; Eurotiomycetes; Eurotiales; Aspergillaceae
Exons: 3
Coding region: 1-330 (109 amino acids)
Source: RefSeq, a predicted model, not a curated record
AUGGCGCGUAUCAUACAGCAGCAAGUGAUAGUCAAUAACGGGGGUUGCUUCCGAAUGGAAGCCCCCAAAGCCGAUGAACGCCCCCGUGCCCUUCGUCAGAAGGAAAAAAAGAAAACCCGAAAGAUGGAUUCAUCCAUCAAAAUUUUGCGGCCCGAAGUCGAUCGACUCGAGAAGGCCGCCGCUGCCGAAGAAGCGGAAGUCGCGCGCAAGCGCACCAAGGCCAAGGAGCUCCUGAAGGCCAUCAAAGAGAAGGAGGAGGAGAAGGACAAGGAGGGCAAGACUGGUGCCUUGGUUUUCAGAUCCAAGGAAAACGAGAUGGAUAUGGAAUAG